Molecule: messenger RNA, 729 nt
Organism: Paramecium octaurelia
Lineage: Eukaryota; Ciliophora; Oligohymenophorea; Peniculida; Parameciidae
Source: the annotation of a GenBank genome assembly
AUGAAUUCAUUCGUGUACUCUUUCAAGAAUCCAAGCAGCGAAUUUGUAGAAUCGGCUAAUUUUGUACAAAAUAAAAGGCCAAACUAAUUUUGUCUAAAGAUUUUUAAUUAGCAGUCAUACGAAGAUUUUAAAUUGGAAGACUAAUUAUAAUAACCUUUAUAAUAAUAAUCCUAAGAUUAGUAUCCUUAGCAAAGCAUUAGUCAAUACUUCCUGAACCCUUAACUGAGUUUAGAAUUAAAGUCUAAAUUGCCUUCUCUGGAUAAAUACAUCAAGAAAAAGAAAAUACAUAAGAAGGCAAAGUAAUAGACAGCUGCAAUUAGAGAUUACAAGAAAAAUAUCUGUAGAAAUAUUUUGAGACAUGGUAUUAAAGGAAUAAAUAACACAUAAGCCCAACAGUUUUUACUCGAAAAGUUUAGAAAUAGCAAUCAGAAAUUAAUUGAAUUUCAAAAGUUUUAUUAAUAAAAUUUGGAAAUCAUAUCAGGCUUUCGAGUCCUCAAAGAUCAUUUAAUAAUUAAAGGAGAUGAACCUAAGGAAGAAUAAGAACGAAAAAGAAUUUUUCAAUAAUAUCUCAUCUGGUUUUUGUCCUCAUAAGCAACAAAGUGCAUAUUACAAUCAGAAGCAAAUAACAUUGCCGAAUACGUUAAAUACAAAAAUGAUGUUUUGUUAUAUUAUGUCUAACAGCCUUCACAAUGGUAUUCUAAUAAACCACUAUGGAGAUAAAAAGAAUGA